CCUCUGUACGUGAUGGACGAGAUCGACGCGGCCCUCGACUUCCGCAACGUGUCCAUCGUCGGCAACUACAUCAAGGAGCGGACGCGCAACGCCCAGUUCGUCAUCAUCUCGCUGCGCAACAACAUGUUCGAGCUGGCCGACCGGCGAGCGCUGGUCGGCAUCUACAAGACCAAGGACUGCACCAAGAGCGUCGCGAUCAACCCGGGCGCCUUCACGAUCAGCGCGCGGGCCUAG
Messenger RNA from Emiliania huxleyi CCMP1516, 234 nucleotides. RefSeq lists its product as hypothetical. The transcript is spliced from 2 exons. Gene Ontology annotation, biological process: mitotic chromosome condensation. The annotation marks the transcript as partial. The record is from RefSeq and is a predicted model, not a curated record. NCBI's taxonomy places the organism in Eukaryota, Haptophyta, Isochrysidales, Noelaerhabdaceae.